Hyaloperonospora brassicae is the source of this 312-nucleotide messenger RNA. Lineage: Eukaryota; Oomycota; Peronosporomycetes; Peronosporales; Peronosporaceae. The record is from the annotation of a GenBank genome assembly.
AUGAGUCUCUUGGCCAAAGUCGCGCGCCUGUACCAGCAGUCGCUGAGCAAGACGCUCGGCCAGUACGGCCUCAAGUACGACGACGCGCUCGUCGACACGGCCGCCGUGCAGACCGCGCUGCACUGGGUGCCGCACGCGGACUACAAGGCGCGCACGAAGCGCAUUGCGCGCGCGGCCGACUGCUCGCUCAAGCGCAGCUACUUGCCGGACGAGAUCCAGGCCAUCCAGCGCCCGCUGGACUUUUACAUGUCGCAGAAGGUCGUGGAGGCCGAGCGGCUGGCGGACGAGCGCGCGGAGCUCACGCGGUGGUAG